AUGGCUUCCGAAAACCACCCUUUCUACAGCAUCUGGGCGUCUGAGUCGAUCCGUGAGCGGUUGUUCGCGAAUCUGAGCAAGUCGGAUAUCUGCUCAGUCCGGCUGGCCAAUUCAGCCUGCUGCAAUCUGGUCACGCGCCGGCUCUUCCAACGCGUGCAUCUCAGCUUCACGCCCAACAGCUUCACCAAACAGUCCCGCAUACAGGCCCUGGGCAGAAUCGGACACCAUGUCGAGCACCUUAUUUUCUACCUCCCUCACUCGGAAACCACAUUCCUUCCGCCGCUCAUCCACCCGCAGACAGGAUCUGAGAUCUCAUACCUUUACACACCGCACACAUCUAUGACCAGCACACUCACGAGACCCAAGUAUGGAAACUCGGAAUUGGGUGACAUUCUCACGCAGCAAUACCCGCCUCUCUUUCAUGCUUCGACAAAUGUUCCCAGCUUCAUCCACGCGAUGAAGAACUUGCCAAAUAUGAGACACCUGACUAUCAAGACACCUGGACAGGACGCCAGGGAACGGUAUAGGAGAGAUAUUGUCGACUACGCCCUCAUCAGUCUGAGGAUCGCCAUCGAGCGCACACCUCAAUUGACCAAACUAACAAAGCUUUCAUUGUCCGGUGUGCACCCGGCAGCAUUCUUGUAUCUGAAGUCUGAAGGCGGCCCUGGCUUCGGCUGCUCUCCACGUGGGCCUAAGCGAUGGCGCCAGAUCCGCAAGUUGCAUGUUUCAGUCGAAGCAUGGGAUUUCUAUGGCCCCGGCGGCCCAGGCCUGGACCAGCUCAAGAUCAUUGACGACUACCUGCGCAACUUCUCCGACUGUGUUGAGAAGCUCUCUUUCACUUGGACCGGCGCAAAGGGCCCUUGCCCCUUGGCGCUUGCGGAAGACGCGCUGUUUGACCCGCCAAGGGAGUGCAAGAAGCUUUUCAAUGAGGUCACAAGCCCCAUGAGCCCGCUUCCAGCCACUCCUGGUGUGAGACAGCCCAUGCGCUUUACUCGCCUGAAAUACAUGCAAGUCAGAAACGCGUCCAUGAGUGAGGCGCAAUUGAGGAGGCUCGUCGAAGGCCACAAGGCGACGGUGAAGGAGUUUGACUUUGAGAAUGUGGUGCUUCUCAAUGGUGGCAAUUGGGAUGAGGCACUUGCGCCUUUGAUGGCGCCCGCUGAGAAGACCGGCAGAGAGCGGAGCGAUACUUGGUCGAGAUACUCGGUCGGAAUGGAAGGCAACGACAACAUGCCUCCCCCCAGUCCUGUCGAGAGCGUCAGGACAGUGGCACCGAGGACUCCCAAGACUCCUAGGAGUCCAAGGACACCAAGGACCCCAAGAAGCAGUGUUGCCCAGGAUGACGAGGUCUCGGUCCGUCACCCUAGCGCUGCUGUGGAAGCUGUUGGCAGGGACUUGCUUGAUGAGAUCGAAGACGAGAUGGAGGCCUUUGUGGGUCUCAGCCGCAACACGUCCAAGGCGGAUGUUUGCUACUUCGACAACAAAGAGGAGAUUAUUGUCGAGCUGGAUGAGGAUCUCAGCGAAGAGCUCAGCCUCCAAAGGACACUCACCGCCAGUGACGAGGCUCACCUGCCCGUCACAGCUGCUACUAGCCAGGCCAGCCUGGACACUCUGGGCGCUGAGGAGGCCUUUAGCGGCAAGCUGAGGAAGAAGCGCGUGCGCAGGAGGAUCCGUAAGCCCUGGCACCCCAAGCGCGAGGAUGGUGAGCAGUCCGAGGACGAGGACGACCCCAACUAUUACCCUCCUCGUGCAAAUGAGGAGAUCAAGGAGAAGCACUCACUCGCCAGCUUCCUCCACCACAAGCGCUCUGGCUCAUCUUCGCAUUCGAGCAAGAACAGGAACGUGCUCCGCCGUGCGCGCCAGUCAUCGGACCCGGGACCAUAUUCUUCCUGCCAGAUCUUGGACCCGAACACGUACGAGAUCCAGCUGCCAGAGGUGAUUGGCUCUGAUGAUGAUACUCUCACCCUGAGGUCAAGCAACGCGAGCCAGAGUCAGACCACUCUGAAGUCAAGCAUUGCUAGCCAGAGCCAGACCACUCUGAAGUCAAGCAAUGCCAGCCAGAGUCAGAUUACUAUCAAGCCAUACAACGCCCCCAGCCAGAGUCAGACUCGACUGCCCAGGGCACCAUCUCACCCCUUGCCCCCGGUGCCACUCAACAUCUCGGCACCAAUGCCAGCAGAGCAACUCCCCGUCCUGCUGCAGCCAGCGGUGUACAACCCGCAGGCAUCGACGACGUCGAUCCCGAUGCCUCCAGGCUCAAGGGGUAGCGGCGACAGCAGCAACUCGAUCAGCGCGCCGCUGAUGCACGGAAACGGGCAGGGCCACAACGUCAACGACGGGCUGUCGGCGGUGCAGCGCAACCUGGAGCAGGAGGAGAUGCAGCUGCGGUUCGCCGAGGACGCCGAGGCGCGGGCCAACGCGCUGCAGAAGGCGCGCGACGCGGUGCUGCGCAAGCUGGGCAAGCUCAACGCGGCCAACGCCAUGAACAAGAUCGACGAGGGCCCGCGGCUGGAACAGCACCCGGCGCUGGUGCGGACCAACAGCGGGCAGGAGCGCGCCCCCACCGGGCCGCCGCCCGACAACAACAGCAAGACGCACCUGCGCAUCCGGGAGCUCCUCGGCGCCGGCGUGAGGCAGAACAGUGCCGAGACGUACAAGACCAUCGAGUCGAGCAGCUCCCUGCUCGUGCCACUGGUGUUUAGCGGCAACUGA
Diaporthe amygdali is the source of this 2709-nucleotide messenger RNA. RefSeq lists its product as uncharacterized. The transcript has a single exon. The coding region runs from base 1 to 2709 and encodes 902 amino acids. The record is from RefSeq and is a predicted model, not a curated record. NCBI's taxonomy places the organism in Eukaryota, Fungi, Ascomycota, Sordariomycetes, Diaporthales, Diaporthaceae.